Aspergillus saccharolyticus JOP 1030-1 is the source of this 615-nucleotide messenger RNA. RefSeq lists its product as uncharacterized. The transcript is spliced from 6 exons. The record is from RefSeq and is a predicted model, not a curated record. Bases 1 to 615 code for a protein of 204 amino acids. Lineage: Eukaryota; Fungi; Ascomycota; Eurotiomycetes; Eurotiales; Aspergillaceae.
AUGACGAGGGAUGCUGCUCCGCUAUUGCUGCGGCUGUUGCUGCUACUGCUGCUGCUGCUGCUGCUCUUAGUUUCAACCGUGUUCUAUAGAUAUCUGGACAGUCUUCACGAACCAUUUUCUUCGCCCAAAGCAUGCUUGGCCUGGCUGGCUUUUCGAACUGCGGAAAAUAAAAUCCAAGAAGAGAAAAAAGUCAUCCCACGACAGCCUCCCGUCACCACGCAGCAAGAGGAGAAUAUUGCUGACAAUGUGAUGCCUCUCAGCCUGACAGAUCACCACCCGUUCGAUCGCCCGCCUAACCACACCGUCCUCUGUCUAUCUUCAGAAGAUCUUUUGGAUGAAAUUUUUGCCUCUGCCCCGCCCACCCUCUCCCCAUCUCAGCUUGAGGUCAGCUGGAUCAACAUGGCGCGCGGUGCCAUCCGAGAUGAAAGACUCAGAUAUGCCCAGUAUGGCUGCCAAGUUACAGAAUGUGUCGUGUCAGAGGGGCAUGGCCAGGGCGAACAGGGCCUUCCUUUUACGGGCUUCUACCGAUCCGCGGACGCGCCUAACCAGCCUCACUCGGAGACGCGCCCUUAUUCCGCGUCAGAGGGACAAGUCGGUCUAAUCCACUUGGAGUAA